This is a messenger RNA of Vitis riparia (riverbank grape), 1186 nucleotides long. Its product is annotated as spliceosome-associated protein 130 A-like. The record is from RefSeq and is a predicted model, not a curated record. The transcript has a single exon. The coding region runs from base 85 to 723 and encodes 212 amino acids. Lineage: Eukaryota; Viridiplantae; Streptophyta; Magnoliopsida; Vitales; Vitaceae. Gene Ontology annotation, molecular function: protein binding.
GGUAAGGUUGGUGCUGAUCGCCCUGCUAGUCUUUUUCUUAAUGUUAGUUCGCAGAAUGGAGUUUUGUUCAGAACAGUGGUAGAUAUGGCGACAGGUCAGCUCUCUGAUGUUCAUUCCCGAUCCUUAGGACUGAGAGCCCCAAAGAUAUUCUGUGUCAUUGUGAGAGGCCAACGUGCAAUGCUAUGCUUGUCAAGCCACCCUCGGCUUGGCUAUAUUCACCGAGGGCAUUUUCUGUUGACACCGCUUUCUUAUGAGACAGUUGAAUUUGCUGCAUCAUUUUCAUCUGAUCAGUGUGCUGAAGGUGUAGUGGUUGCUGCUGCUGGGGAUGCGUUGAGGAUCUUCACUAUUGAAAGACUGGGUGAAAUAUUUAAUGAAACUGUGAUUCCUUUAAGGUAUACACCAAGAAGGUUUGUUCUUCAACCCAAGCAAAAAUUAUUGGUAAUUAUUGAGAGUGAUCAAGGAGGAUUUGCAACGAAAGAGCGUGAAGCCGCUAAAAAGGAAUGCUUUGAGGCUGCUGAAGCAGAGGAGUUAAGGAACUUUAAUGUAAACCUGCAGUUGGAAAAUUCUGAAUUGGCAGAAAGGUUAGAAGCCAUUCAAGCCUUUGCAAGUUUUGUUUUGAAAUGUCCAAAGGUAGAAGUAAGGAAACUGAACCACAAUUCAAGACACGAAAAUGAAGAUUUGCCAAAGAAAUUGGGCAACUCCAAACAAAUCAAUGCGAGCUGAUGUAGAGAGCCAGUCUAUCUUCAGCAGCUUAAUGUUCACCUGCGCCAUGAGCUGAGAAAUUAACAGCCUGGUGGCUCAACUGCAUGUAAAGGAACUAUUGCAUUCGCUCAGCAGCGGCCCUCACUAUUGGACUUUCUCCAGCACAGCGAAUUUUGGAAAGCCAGAGGACUCUUACAAGCUAAUUCCAUGGAUGUGCAAGCGACUUAUGAAGUCAAUUCCAGGGAGUUGCUGUUUGUUGACGCCUAUCACUUGAGUGGGCCACAUAAAGACACUUUGUUGUCUGCAUCUGCCUUAGAUGCAGAUGAUGACUAAUAUCCUCUAGCUUAUGGGUUGGUUAAUACUCAUAAUGAAGAAAACUGGUUGUGGUUCCUAGAGCAUCUGAAGUCUUACUGAUGAAUCGUCAUGUGGUUCUAAUUUCAUAUAGGAACCCAAGCUUUCUUUCAGCAACUAACAAAGUAUUUGG